Molecule: messenger RNA, 234 nt
Organism: Trematosphaeria pertusa
Lineage: Eukaryota; Fungi; Ascomycota; Dothideomycetes; Pleosporales; Trematosphaeriaceae
Exons: 3
Biological process (GO): DNA-templated transcription
Cellular component (GO): RNA polymerase III complex; RNA polymerase I complex; RNA polymerase II, core complex
Molecular function (GO): DNA-directed RNA polymerase activity; DNA binding
Source: RefSeq, a predicted model, not a curated record
GUGCCCAAAGAUGAGCGCGUGACGACGCCCUACAUGACCAAGUACGAGAAGGCGCGCAUCCUGGGUACAAGGGCUCUUCAGAUUAGCGGCAACGCACCCGUACUCAUCGACGUGGAGGGCAUGACCGACCCUCUCGAGAUUGCUGCCAAAGAACUGAACGAAGGCAAGAUUCCUCUAGUCGUCCGGCGGUAUCUUCCAGAUGGAUUCUACGAAGACUGGUCGUGCGAGGAGCUU